AUGUUAUUGGGUACAACCUUGAAGAUAUCGGGAAAGUCUGUGAAAGAUGGAAGACAUGCGUGCCGGGACGCCAUGCGGCUUGCGAAGAAGAAUGAUAUUCAAGCACAUGCGUACCUCUAUGUGGAUCCGGACGUGGACGUUGCGCUAGCCAAAUCAAUCCGGGAACUAAAGCCAGACCUAGUACUAAUGAAUGGCCCAAAGUGCACGGCACUUCAGAGCAAAAAUGCAAAGACAACUAUCAAUUACCCAAAGGCUGUUUGCUCUUGCAAAUGCAAUUUCUGCUCACCUCCGAGAAGACCAAUGGUAAUAUGGAAACACAGAUGA
This is a messenger RNA of Opisthorchis viverrini, 324 nucleotides long. RefSeq lists its product as hypothetical. Bases 1 to 324 code for a protein of 107 amino acids. The record is from RefSeq and is a predicted model, not a curated record. Lineage: Eukaryota; Metazoa; Platyhelminthes; Trematoda; Opisthorchiida; Opisthorchiidae. The transcript has a single exon.